Molecule: messenger RNA, 1185 nt
Organism: Hippocampus zosterae (dwarf seahorse)
Lineage: Eukaryota; Metazoa; Chordata; Actinopteri; Syngnathiformes; Syngnathidae
Gene: bhlha15
Product: basic helix-loop-helix family, member a15
Exons: 1
Coding region: 110-676 (188 amino acids)
Molecular function (GO): protein dimerization activity
Source: RefSeq, a predicted model, not a curated record
AGUGACUUCAUCUUGUCGACUUCGAUUGCACAUUGACAUCUCAUCCAUCACUUUGUCUUCAUCGGCCCGCAGACACUGACCUAUUUGGAGAAUCCGGUAAAGCAUCAGGAUGAAGUCCAAGGGGAAAGCUGCGAAGCAAUCCAGACCAACCUGGUCUGAUCCGGAGCCAGAACUUGAACCAGACACAGAAGCGGAACCAGGCUCCAGCGAGCAGGAAGACUCGGAGGCCUCGGUGAGAAUCGGCUGCUCCUGGAGAGGUUCCUUGAGGAGCAGGGAGGGCAAACGGCAAGGAGGGGCCGGAACCCGUCGGCGCCGUCACCACAGUUCCACCACGAAGGAGCGCAGCAUCCGGCGCCUGGAAAGCAAUGAGCGGGAACGCCAGCGCAUGCACAAACUCAACAAUGCCUUCCAAGCGUUACGCGAGGCCAUCCCGCAUGUGAAGAUGGACAAAAAGCUCUCUAAGAUUGAGACGUUGACGCUGGCAAAGAACUAUAUCAAGGCCUUGACUUCCAUCAUACUGGACAUGUCGGGGGCCUGCCUCCCCGCUGGCGAGGUCCCGUCGGAGGCCAGCGCUGCCAAACUGCUCCAGUGCUACCAGAAACACCUGGAGGAGGAAGGCGAGGAGGGUCUCACCCAGUAUCUCACCCAUAUGCACACUUUAAACCAACACAGCUAGCAGACCAAGAGACUGGUGGACUUUUGACCAGCAAGGACUGUAAGGCAGUGGGGGGUGGGGGGGGCAAAUCAAAUCUAGUUGCUGCAGGGGCACUGCUGAGGGAUCCAGUCAGGAAGGAUAUGUUCUGGAGGAGCCCAGUUGACUUGAUGUAUUGCAGCGCUCGAACACGCAAGGGAGAUGCUCUUCACGCAAAACGAAGGGUGAACUUAAUUUGGCGAGAUCUUUGGACUGUCCCGUCUCUUUUUGGCGUCUUAGCUCGGAAGCCGGGAAUUCUUCCUCUCCAAUUGUAAUUGAGUGAUCUUCCUGCCUUUUCUGUUAGUUGGAGAAGAAAAAAAAACGAGCAUCGCCUUCAGUCAGAACGACAACGUGUGCAUUUCAAUGAAGUGUGUUUGCUCAUUUGCUUGUGGUGGUGAUGAGCUCCCGUUCCCCGACUGACUCAUCUGACUUGUCUGCAGAGAUGUUGUUUUAAGAGUUAGGUUAUUUGUAAUGGCAAUAAACUCUUGUAUUUA